Aethalodelphis obliquidens (Pacific white-sided dolphin) is the source of this 2259-nucleotide messenger RNA. RefSeq names its product igE-binding protein-like. The record is from RefSeq and is a predicted model, not a curated record. Gene Ontology annotation, biological process: viral process. The transcript is spliced from 2 exons. Gene Ontology annotation, molecular function: zinc ion binding; nucleic acid binding. The coding region runs from base 298 to 1443 and encodes 381 amino acids. NCBI's taxonomy places the organism in Eukaryota, Metazoa, Chordata, Mammalia, Artiodactyla, Delphinidae.
AAUGAUAUAGAUCAAGCAGCGCCAUGGUUUGGAGUUUCGGGUACUUUGACUAUCCCUUCAUGGGAGAAAUUAGGAAAGGAUUUGCACCGUUUUCAUGAGGAGGGUAAGCUGUGCUGUGGGACUUUCCCUUUGUGGAAUUUAGUUCGAUCUUGCCUGAAGGAGGGAAAGUGUACAGACAUAGUGAAACAAGCGACGCAAGUUUUGCGGUCAUAUCAAGAUAGUGCUUCCGAAACAGGCAGUCAUAAGGCUACAGAUGAUAGGCCUACAAAAGUAGAAUUAGGAGAUAAUAAGGAGGAAAUGUGUGUUAAGAAAAAGUUAAAAUAUAGACAACCAGACGCCCAAGAGACUGGGCGAGAACCAUUGUAUCCGCUAUUGUCUGGCUUGCAAGCCAUGUAUUUAUCAGAUGAUGAGGAGCUAGAUCCCGGCGACGCUGCGGAUUUGGCAGAAGCUGCUACAAAAUAUGAGGAGGAGCAUUAUGGCCCUUUUGGGGCUUUGCCCCCUGCCUUAGGGAGUGUUGCUCAACCUAGGCGUUCUGCGCCUUCCAUUCCUUCCCCGAAAUGUACUUUUAUUCCCCGCGAGGCUUGGUUCCAAGUUCCUUCUUCUUUGUCCAAUGCAUUUCCAGUAUUUGAAGACCCGGCUACACGCCAGCGAUAUUAUGAUAUGAUAGAUCAUAAAUUAAUUAGAGAUCUUGCAGAAGCUUCCAAACGAGAUGGCAUCUCUGCUAAUUAUACUAUUAUGCUUUUGCAACGGCUUACAAGAAAUGCCUUGACCCCUACUGAUUGGCAAGAUAUUGCUCGUGCGUGUUUAACGAUGGGGCAAUAUUUAGACUGGAAGUCUAUUGUUUCUGAUUUGGCUCACAGCCAAGCGAGGGAAAAUGCUGCCAAUGGGCAGCCUGCCUGGAAUGUAGAUAUGUUAUUAGGACAAGGACAGUGGAUAAAUAAUCAGACUAUGUUCCCUGUACAAGUUUAUCAGCAAAUAAAUGAGAUUAAUAUGCAUGCUUGGCGAGCCCUCCCAAAUAAAGGGGAGGUGUCAGGGAAUUUAACAAAAAUAAUACAGGGAGGCACAGAGCCAUUUUCUGAUUUUGUAGCCCGAAUGAUGGAAGCGGCGAGAAAAAUUUUUGGUAAUGUGGAUGAGGCGAUGCCUCUAGUAAAACAACUUGUUUAUGAACAAUGUACAAAAAAAUGCCGCCGAGCUAUUACACCUUUUAAAGGAAAGGACAUUGAAGUGUGGAUGAAAGCUUGCAGGGAGAUUGGAGGCCCUUUGUCUAAUACAGGGCUUGCCGCUGCGGUAAUGGCAGCUGCUAAAGGCAUGCAAGAUCCUGUGCGGUCUGGGAAUUGUUUCCAUUGUGGAAAACCAGGACAUUUAAAGAAACAAUGUAGAAUGUUAGGAGUUAAACCCCAAUUUUAUAUGCUAGUGAUUGCUCUAUGUAUACUCCUUGUAUAGAUCCGCAGAAUAUGGAUUGGAUAUCAUAUAAUGGCAGUUCUGUUAGAAUUAAUAGAACCCUUUGUUUUAGUUGGGAUUUAAAUGUAAGCUGUAUAGGCUUGUUAUGGAAAAGACUUGUUGCCUGGGAUAAUCCAUUGAAACAUAAUCAAAUGCCGUUUAAUAUGCUGUCUGAAGCCCUAUCCAAAAUAUCUUUAGGUGCUCAAUCUGGCUCAGGUGAUGGAGCAAAUGGCUCAGAGUUAAUGAAUGUGACUACUUUAUUAUUUUAUCAUGAUGGAGUGAUUCCUGUAAGGAAUAAAAAAGUUAAUCAGACCAGGGGAAAUAACAUGUUAAAUUUUUUAUCCUGUGUUCCAAAUGUUAGGUACCCUCCGGUAUUUACAUCUUGUGCUGGUAAGGAUUCUGCAUCGUUGCAAGUUGCCCAUGGUUUUCGAUUAUCAUUUAAUAUAAAGUCUUUUGUGGGCAAGAAAGAAUGUAAUGCUUCUAAUGUUACCUGGUAUUCUGAAGGGUGGCCGUUUUAUUCUUGGGUUGUGACUAAUGAUGCUGGCGCUAGCAUGGAUCUUUCUGCAUUGGCCAUGAUUUAUUCUAGUAAUGGCACCUUGUAUAAUGUAAGCGGGGAGGUUAAAUUAACUAAUUUAAAGGUAGCUAAUAAAAGUCAAAUAUAUAAAUUGAAAUUACGUAAUAUACUAAAUUCUUUGUAUAAUUAUUCCAAGCCUGCAGCUGUGAUAUGUGUACAACCCCCUUUUAUGUUUUUAUUGUCUAAUGAUACAGAAGGAUGUAAUAAGGGCGUUUCUUGCUGGAUUUCACAAUGUUGGAAUGGAA